AGGUCACAGCACCGCUGCAGAAGCGAUCGUUUUCCUACAAUCCCUCAGUCGACACGCCACCAUCGAUCUCUUCCCAUUAUAAAAAAUCCUCAAUCUUUGACUUCGAUUUUUUCGAGCUCGAGCGAAAAUGGCGAAGGGGAGAACUACGAUGGAGGUUGGAUCCGAUGGAGUCGCCGUUAUCACGAUCGAGAAUCCUCCCGUUAACGCCCUGUCUGCUGAUGUGUUAUUCAGUCUAAAAGAGAAUCAUGAACAAGCCAUGAAACGAGAUGAUGUGAAAGCAGUUGUUAUUACAGGUGCAAGAGGAAAAUUUUCUGGAGGAGCUGAUAUCAAUUCCUUUGGGGGUGGAAAAAAGGAGGAGGAGGUUGGUGCAAUGUCUGUGUACUUUGUUGCAGAUGUUUUAGAAGGUGCAAAGAAACCUUCAGUGGCAGCUAUUGAUGGUCUGGCCCUUGGUGGCGGACUAGAGAUUGCAAUGGCUUGCAAUAGCCGCAUUUCCACUUCUAAUGUUCAGCUUGGACUUCCUGAACUUCAACUCGGAAUUAUUCCAGGAUUAGGAGGAACACAACGACUUCCACGUCUGGUUGGGCUUUCUAAAGGUCUUGAAAUGAUGCUGACAUCAAAACCAAUAAAAGGAGAGGAAGCUCAUAAGCUGGGUCUCGUUGAUGCUGUAGUUUCACCUGCUGAAUUGCCGAAGAUUGCUCGACAGUGGGCUCUGGAUAUUGUAGAGUGUAGAAAGCCAUGGAUCAAGAGUCUAUACAAGACUGAUAAGAUAGAGCCCCUUGGAGAGGCUAGAGAAAUUCUCAAGUUCGCAAGAGCUCAAGCUCGCAAACAAGCUCCCCAUCUCCAACACCCAAUUGUUUGUAUUGAUGUUAUUGAAGAAGGUAUAGUCUCAGGACCUCGUGCUGGUCUCUGGAAGGAAGCUAAAGCGUCUUAUGAUCUUCAAUUUACUGAUACAAGCAAAAGCCUAAUACAUUUCUUUUUCUCGCAACGUGCAACUUCAAAGGUUCCUGGAAUUACUGAUCUGGGUUUAAGGCCAAGAAAAAUAAAUUCAGUUGCAAUUCUAGGAGGAGGUCUGAUGGGUUCUGGGAUUGCAACAGCAUUAAUUCUUAGCAAUUAUCGGGUGAUCCUUAAAGAAGUCAAUGAGAACUUCUUGCAAGCAGGGAUUGAUAGAAUCAAAGCCAACUUGCAAAGUCGGGUCAAGAAAGGGCAAAUGACUCAAGAAAACUGUCAGAAGACCCUUACUCAUCUCACCGGCGUUCUUGAUUAUGAGCACUUAAAAGAUGUGGAUUUAGUCAUAGAGGUAAGUUGUUUUCUGUAUCAUCUGCUUACGUUUUCAUCUACUUUUAUUUUCUCAUCUGAUGUCAUUUUCUUUAUUUCAUGGCAGGCGGUAAUUGAGAACGUAGCACUAAAGCAGCAAAUAUUUGCUGACCUAGAAAAAUAUUGCCCACCGCAUUGCAUUCUUUCUAGUAACACUUCGACAAUAGAUUUCAAUUUAAUUGGAGAAAAGACAAAGUCGCAAGAUCGAAUUAUUGGUGCACAUUUCUUCAGUCCGGCCCACAUAAUGCCUCUUCUGGAAAUAGUACGAACUGAGAAGACAUCUCCCCAAGUUGUUGUGGACUUGCUAGAUAUUGGUAAAAAGAUACGCAAAACUCCCAUUGUGGUUGGAAACUGUACUGGAUUUGCUGUCAACAGGAUGUUUUUUCCUUACACCCAGUCAGCACUACUGCUUGUUGAUUGUGGCUUGGAUGUAUAUCAGAUUGAUCGUGCAAUUAGCAAAUUUGGAAUGCCAAUGGGUCCUUUCAGACUGGCUGACCUUGUUGGUUUUGGGGUUGCCGUCGCUACUGGGGCCCAAUACCUUAAAAGCUUUCCUGAGAGAUGCUACAAGUCGGUGUUAAUUCCAACCAUGCUUGAGGACAAGCGGGCAGGUGAAGCUACUCGCAAGGGCUUUUAUGUUUAUGAUAAUAAGAGAAAGGCUAGUCCAGAUCCUGAAAUAAAGAAGUAUAUUGAAAAGGCUAGAAGUGUGGCUGGCGUUACGGCUGAUGCCAAGAUCACGAACUUAACAGAUAAGGACAUAGUAGAGAUGGUAUUCUUCCCUGUCGUGAAUGAGGCUUGCCGUGUACUGGUUGAAGGAAUCGCUGUCAAGGCAUCAGACCUUGAUAUUGCCUCCAUAAUGGGCAUGGGAUUCCCCUCUUACAGGGGUGGUGUUAUGUUCUGGGCUGACUCUCUUGGAUCAAAAUACAUAUAUUCAAGACUGGAUUUGUGGUCUAAGACAUAUGGCAACUUCUACAAGCCUUCUACUUAUCUUGCAGAGCGAGCUGCCAAAGGAGCUUCCCUGAGUGCCCCAUUGAAUCAAACAAAAUCACAGUCUCAGUCUCGGCUAUAGUUUUCAUCAUCUUUCACGUUCUGUGGUUGAUUUGGGAGGGGAAUAAAGCAAGAUGAGAGUAGCCUUGGCUUCAGAAUGUUCUAAAGCCUUCUAUACUUUUUUGUUUUUGUUUUGGGGAAUAAAAAACACAAUACUCUCUUUAUUUGUGGUCCUUGCACAUCGAUUGCUUCUUGUAUUUAUAAACAUUGCUACCAAUGACAAUUGCCAAGACAUCUUUGGUUAUUGCAGUUUCAGCAGCGCUUGUGAGUUUUAGUUAUCAAACGGUAGGAUAGCUGGAAGUGUUGGUAUUGGGUUCUAUUUAUAGUAUUAUUGAAGCGCUUUGGAUAAUUUUA
Messenger RNA from Asparagus officinalis (garden asparagus), 2712 nucleotides. Its product is annotated as peroxisomal fatty acid beta-oxidation multifunctional protein MFP2-like. The record is from RefSeq and is a predicted model, not a curated record. Lineage: Eukaryota; Viridiplantae; Streptophyta; Magnoliopsida; Asparagales; Asparagaceae. Gene Ontology annotation, biological process: fatty acid beta-oxidation. Gene Ontology annotation, cellular component: peroxisome. The coding region runs from base 128 to 2380 and encodes 750 amino acids. Gene Ontology annotation, molecular function: (3S)-3-hydroxyacyl-CoA dehydrogenase (NAD+) activity; NAD+ binding. The transcript is spliced from 17 exons.